AUCCGCGAUUCGGCCAUCAGUUAUCCUCAGAAACCCUCAAUCCCCCUGAGGAUCCCGUCCACAAUCCUAUAACCCCAUCACCGCCUCUCCUGCGGCUCGAUUCUCCCCCUACCAUCACCACGAUGGCGUCCUCGUCGCGCGGGAACGAGCACCGCUCCGUCCACCAGGACUUUAUCGCUAGAAUUCGCUUCUCCAAUGCGCUACCUCCGCCGCCCAACCCGCCGAAGCUUCUCGAUAUCCCCAACACUGGCCUCGCCAGCGGCCAAUACACCACCCCGGGCUUCGCCUCGAGGCUCGCGAGGGAGCAGCCGCUCAACAUCGAGGCCGAUGCCGAGCUAGGCAUGCCGUUAGAUCUAGUAGGCAUGCCGGGCAUUUUCGAUGGGGAUGAGAGUUCUAUCCAAGCCCCUGCGCAACCGCCGCCGAUCCAUCCAAACGAUCGACUUCUUCUCCGAGGCCCCGGGAGCUCGGGCAAUCCCAAGCUGGCCGAGGCCAACGUGUCUUUCCUCCGCCGCACAGAGUACAUCUCUUCGACUACCACCAAGUCCCGCCACGACGCGGGCCCGCUGCGCAGCCUCAAUUCGGCCCCGAAGCGGACCCUGAAGAGAUCCUCACCUGAGCCGGACGUCGGCUCGCCCGCUCACAUCAAGCGGAAGAUAAACCAGAGCUUCGCCGCCACCGCCGCCAACCUGAAGGACAGGAGCAGGGUCAAGCACCCGUCCAAGCGAAACGUCAAGCUCGUCGACGCCUACCCCCUCGUGCCCGACCUCGAGGCCUUCCCCGACUCCGGCGCGUACGUGACCUUCAAAUUCACCCACAAUCCGCUACCCCCGAGCCGCGUGUACGACAAGCGCUUGCUCAGCGGCAUCCUGAAACCCAUCGGCAAGACCGAGGCCGAGGAGGCCGCCUACACGGUCGCCCUGCAGGCGCACGAGCGCGACCCCCAGAACGUGCCGAAGCCGCAGAACCUGCUGGACUACGACUUCUACCUGAGCGACACGGCGGACGGGGCGGAGCGGUUCCGGCAGAAGUUCGACGUGGAGAACCCGGACCACGACCAGGAGAGCCUGUACACGCACCGGGGCGGGUCGGGCAAGGGCAGCUUCCACUUCCCGCGGGUGCGGCCGUACGAGACGGCGCAGGAGUCGGAGCUGAACAACCAGACCAAGUACGACGAGGAGGUGGUGCUGGCGUUCAACGACGACGAGACGGUGGACCAGAAGGCGGCCUUCUUCUACCCGGUGAUGCAGCGGUCGGUGAUCAAGCCGCAGCGGACCAAGAACAUCGCCCGCACGAUAGGGAUCACGGGCCUGGACGAGGGCAGCGUGGUGGACCAGCUCGACGUCGCCGUCGAGGACCCGACCGACGACAUCCGCUCCUGGAUGACGCUGUACCGGAACCACCCGUACGGCAAGGACGACGAGGCCGGCGCCGGCGGGGGCGACGACGACGACGAGGAAGGGGAGGAGGAGGCGGCAGGAACCCAGCGCGGCGCCGCCAGCCACGCCAACGACCGGCCCUCGUCCCACGCGCAGCAGGUGUCGGACGAAGACGAGGACGAGGACGCCGAGGGCGACGAGGAAGAUUAAGGAGCGCAAUCAACCCUACUUUGGCAAGCAAAAAAAGGGGUAAGAGGCUUGGCAUAGCUGGUUUGGCAGCAGCUGUAGACACGACCACGAGGGGGCCGUUGGCCGCCGUACAUACUUUCCACACCCCGCGUCCUCUCCCGGGCUCCGUUCC
Durotheca rogersii is the source of this 1737-nucleotide messenger RNA. Its product is annotated as RNA polymerase II-associated. Bases 123 to 1586 code for a protein of 487 amino acids. Gene Ontology annotation, biological process: transcription elongation by RNA polymerase II. Gene Ontology annotation, cellular component: Cdc73/Paf1 complex. NCBI's taxonomy places the organism in Eukaryota, Fungi, Ascomycota, Sordariomycetes, Xylariales, Xylariaceae. Gene Ontology annotation, molecular function: chromatin binding; RNA polymerase II complex binding. The transcript is spliced from 2 exons. The record is from RefSeq and is a predicted model, not a curated record.